AUGGCAAAUGCUCUCGCAUUCCCUUGUUUCCAAAACUGCCACGUCAAAGGAAUCAGUUACGUCAUAGCAACGGGCGGCGUCUACGAGAGAGCCUACGUGCAGAAGAGGCUCGACCGGUGGGAUGAGGUGGAAGAGGGCGGCGAGAAACUCUCCGCCAAGCUGCGCCCCAGCGGGCAGGACGACAUGUCCAUCCUCGCCAUGCAACGCCUCAACGACUACUUGCCCAACGGGCCGGCGUCGCCGGUGAACAUGGUUCUGGACUACUUCAAGCACGACUACGAGUUCGCGGAGCCGCCGCGCGUGACCAGCCUGCAGAACGUGGUCCCUCUCGCCACCUUCACCGACUUCGACGACGACAUCUACUUCGUCGCCGACCAGCGCGGCUACGAGGCCGUCGUGUACUACCUCGCCGGCCAGUACCUCAAGGCCGACAAGUCCGGCAACAUCGUCAACCCCCGCCUCCAGCUCAACAAGGUGGUGACAGAGAUCUCCCACUCUGGUGGCGGCGUCACCGUGAGGACGGAGGACGCCAAGGUGUACAAGGCAGACUACGUCAUGGUCUCCACCAGCGUCGGGGUCCUGCAAUCCGACCUUAUACAGUUCAAGCCACGGCUUCCUACGUGGAAGGUUCUCUUGAUCUACCAGUUCGACAUGGCCGUGUACACCAAGAUCUUCGUCAAGUUCCUCCGCAAGUUCUGGCCCCAAGGGAAAGGGAGGGAGUUCUUCCUCUACGCGAGCAGCAGGAGAGGCUACUACGGAGUGUGGCAGUUUGAGGCGCAGUACCCAGACGCCAACGUUCUCCUGGUCACCGUCACCGACGAGGAGUCGAGGCGGAUCGAGCAGCAGCCGGACAACCAGACCAAGGCGGAGGUCGUGGAGGUGCUGAGGAGCAUGUUCCCCGGCGAGGACGUCCCCGACGCGACGGACACCCUCGUGCCACGGUGGUGGUCCGACAGGUUCUACAGGGGCACCUGCUCCAACUGGCCCAUCGGCGUCAACCGCUACGAAUACGACCUGCUCAGGGCACCGGUCGGGAGGGUUUACUUCACCGGGGAGCACACCAGCGAGCACUACAACGGUUAUGUCCAUGGAGCUUAUCUUUCAGGUAUUGACUCUGCAGAUAUUCUGAUCAAGUGUGCUCAGAAGAGAAUGUGCAAAUACCACAUCCCGGGCAAGUUUGACUAG
Messenger RNA from Hordeum vulgare subsp. vulgare (domesticated barley), 1185 nucleotides. Its product is annotated as polyamine oxidase 1-like. The record is from RefSeq and is a predicted model, not a curated record. Bases 1 to 1185 code for a protein of 394 amino acids. Lineage: Eukaryota; Viridiplantae; Streptophyta; Magnoliopsida; Poales; Poaceae. Gene Ontology annotation, molecular function: oxidoreductase activity. The transcript is spliced from 8 exons.